UAUAUAGCCCCAAAGAAUUGCAGAGAGAGAGAGAGAGAUGGUUUCUAGGGAGCAUAAGAGAGCAGCUCUGUAUGAGAAGUUGCAACUUCUUCGUUCAGUUACAAAUUCUCAUGCACUAAACAAAACCUCUAUUAUAGUUGAUGCAUCCAAAUAUAUAGAAGAGUUAAAGCAAAAGGUAGACAGACUGAAUCAAGACAUUGCAACUUCACAAAACUCAAAUGAACCACAUCCACUGCCAGUGCAGGUUACAGUACAAACAGUGGAAAAAGGAUUUCUGAUUAAUGUGUUCUCAGAAAAGAGUUGCCCUGGUUUGCUUGUCUCCAUAUUGGAAGCUUUUGAGGAGUUGGGACUGAAUGUGCUUGAUGCUAGAAUUUCUUGUACAGACAAUUUUUGCCUUGAAGCAAUUGGAGGAGAAAAUGAGGGACAAGGGAGCAUAGAUGCUCAAGUGGUGAAACAAGCUGUAUUACAGGCUAUCAAGAACUGGAGUGAAAGCAGUGAACAAGAACAAUAGAGAAUCACUUGUUAUUGCCUCUCCUCUAGCUUUCCUUUUAUCAGUCUUCUUUACAAAAUUUUAGUUAC
This is a messenger RNA of Telopea speciosissima, 579 nucleotides long. RefSeq lists its product as uncharacterized. The record is from RefSeq and is a predicted model, not a curated record. Bases 38 to 511 code for a protein of 157 amino acids. Gene Ontology annotation, cellular component: nucleus. Gene Ontology annotation, biological process: regulation of DNA-templated transcription. Gene Ontology annotation, molecular function: DNA-binding transcription factor activity; sequence-specific DNA binding; protein dimerization activity. The transcript is spliced from 5 exons. NCBI's taxonomy places the organism in Eukaryota, Viridiplantae, Streptophyta, Magnoliopsida, Proteales, Proteaceae.